This is a messenger RNA of Pyricularia oryzae 70-15, 1997 nucleotides long. RefSeq lists its product as uncharacterized. The coding region runs from base 315 to 1271 and encodes 318 amino acids. Lineage: Eukaryota; Fungi; Ascomycota; Sordariomycetes; Magnaporthales; Pyriculariaceae. The record is from RefSeq and is a predicted model, not a curated record. The transcript has a single exon.
CCAGGAAGGAUGGUACUCUGAACUUUACUGACUUACGGAGAAGCGCACAGAGGACCGAAUUUCUCUUCUCUCGUCAAUCAAUCCCUCUUGCCCUCCUCAUGAUGAAUCCAUGGCUCUGAUCAAGGCCCCUGCCAGGGCGGUCAACGACCAACAGGGAUUCUUUUCUUGAAUUCUGCCGGAGACGCGAUCGCAACCCCGCCAUCUCCAAACGUACAGAAAUAUUUCUCUGUUGCUGGAAUCGUAUUUAGAUUCCAAAGGAUAUAAUUCUGACUUGCUGACUCCAACCAACGUUCCACACGCAGCGCUUUAGCCCAAUGGCAGCCUCACCAGAAGGCGGUGCUUGGCACACGGUAGCCCGGCGCAAAAAAGGUCCUCGCAGCAACAACAACCCCCACACGGCCUCGCGACAGGCCAAAGCUGGCCUCGACCAACCCGACGCACGAUCAACAUCUGCCAUAAAUCCCAUCAUCAAAAACGGCCGUCUGCAGGAGCCACCGAGCACACCAGAACAGCACCAGUCAGACCUCGCAGAAAUUGACAGGACGUACGCCCGUGUCCGCACCGCUUACAUCUCCAGCGCCAGCUACGCCGCACUCGAGGCCCUGGUCCGCGCCCACGCGGCCAGUCACGCACCCAUCACGCGCGCCAUCUGCCUCGGCAACGGGCCGCUUCACGCCCCUGACUCGAGCUGGGACAGGCGGCGGGCCGCCAACAUCCAGACCGCCACGUUUCUCGCGCUCGUCGAGCUCUUGGCCGGCGACUUUGUCGUCGGCAGCAGCGGCGAUGACAAGAGACCAAGGAUCCGCUGCAUCUUACAGGAGCCCCUAUAUACCGCCGCGGACCGGGAGUACCUGACCACAACGCUGGGGUGUGAGGUUGUCGACGACCCAGAGGCUCUCGAGCACGUCACCGAGGAUUCGCUAGUCUGGGGCGUGCACAUGUAUCACACCGUCUACGGUGACAUCCUGCGCCGGGUGGCCGAGCCGGCGUUGCUUGUGGGCACGCCGUGGGACGUCUGGGAUGCGCUGCCGCCGGACGAGGAUGGGCGGGUCGCCGAGUCGCUAAAGGGCCUGGCCGAGAUUGAUGCAUCGGCCGAAUAUGACCUUUUCACAUUCCCGCAGGACGAGGGACACUUUACCUUCUGUGACACGGGGAUAUACUGGAGGAAAGCUGGGACGGCAACUGCACAAAAGAAAUCUCAUAUCGCGGAAACCGCUGUGAGCGAAAAGGAUGGCGCAGCUGAUCUUCCUGAGCAAAAAACUCAGGGGUAACAUGAGUGCUCCUCGCCCUCAAGACUUUUAUCCCACAACACGUGCCAUGCAAACAUAUAUCUUCGUAGGUUUGGCCUGAGUGCCAUUCUUCCUUGAUUGGACCAUCUUUGGGUGUCGUUCAAAUCCGGUAUCAGUCACCUGAAGUAUGUGGAACUGCCUCAUCGAAUUGGGAUAAGACAGCAAACCCAGGGCAAAAGUGCCACCACUUCCUUUAACAUUGCGCGCAGGUAAAUUGGUUAGCAUUUUGGGUUGUGUGACACAAAGCUAAGCCUCGGCAGCUUAGUGCAUAUCCCUCAAUUGCCUCGGACUGAUUAUUUGCCGACCUGUCAAACUGCUAAAGAGUAUGUGAGACAGACGGUUACAUCCAGCGUGCUUGUCUCUACUACUGCUAAAUGUUCUCAUUGGACCACAUUCUUUCCUCAGCCGCUGCCUGUCGAGUAACGCCGAACAGGUUGCAGGAAGGAAGUGCAGGUAGUCUAACUUCGAGAGGGUUAUACAAGCCAUUGUACGUCUACUAUGUUGGCUCUACUUUUACUUCUGCCAGGGAAUACGUAACUACGAGGCUUCAAUUAGUCAAAUCAUAUGAAUAAGGCCACUUCAGGGCCACCACAUGAGCCAAGACGACAAACAUGCGACUUCUAGCGUAGAUUCUAACCCACAGCCCCCAGUAGUUUUGAUGCAACAUCAAAUCAUCAUCAUCAAAGCAAUCACCAAUGGAUAUAUGCC